CUUUCUCUGUAUGUGUGGGGUUUUCUGCGCUGGAGCUGGAGAGAUUGGCUAAAUAGCUGCUGUCUGUACUGCAUCGCUUUUUAUUCUCCGUGUGUGUGUGUGUGUGUGUGUGUGUGUGUGUGUAUGUAUGUAUGUAUGUAUGUAUGUAUGUGUCGCCUAUUGGAAUAAAAACACGAGGAAUGUGGAAAUUACAGAAUGCCCAAUAUCGCUGGAAAGAGAUUUAAACCCACGAAGUACAUCCCUGUGUGCACCGCGGCCACUCUUCUCGUGGGCUCCACCACUUUAUUCUUUGUUUUCACGUGCCCCUGGCUCACAAAGGCAAUCUCCCCAGCCAUCCUCCUGUACAAUGGGAUUGUGUUUCUGUUUGUAUUGGCCAAUUUCAGCAUGGCAACAUUCAUGGACCCAGGAGUGUUCCCCAGAGCCGAUGAAGACGAGGACAAGGAUGAUGACUUCCGGGCUCCGCUCUACAAGAACGUGGAUAUCAAAGGGAUCCAGGUUCGGAUGAAGUGGUGCGCCACCUGCCACUUCUAUCGGCCGCCACGAUGCUCCCACUGCAGCGUCUGUGACAACUGUGUGGAGGACUUUGACCACCACUGCCCCUGGGUGAACAACUGCAUCGGCCGCAGGAAUUAUCGCUAUUUCUUCCUGUUCCUGCUGUCGCUCAGCACGCACAUGCUGGGAGUGUUCGCCUUCGGACUCAUCUACAUCCUGAACCACCUGGAGAGACUGGGAGCGCUGCACACCACUGUCACUCUGGCUGUGAUGUGUGUGGCCGGCUUGUUCCUCAUUCCGGUUGUGGGGCUCACAGGAUUCCACAUGGUCCUGGUGGCCAGGGGUCGAACCACCAACGAGCAGGUGACAGGAAAGUUCCGCGGCGGGGUCAAUCCCUUCACGCGUGGCUGCUGGGGGAAUGUGCAGUAUGUGCUCUGCAGUCCUCUCGCUCCAAGGUACAUAAUCGAGCCCAAGCAGAACGACGCUGUGCUUAUUCAACCUCCCUUCCUCCGUCCUGACCUGUCAGACAGGCAAAUCACAGUCAAGGUUAGCGGCAAUGGGAUCCAUGCCAACAUGCAUAGAACCAAGUCUAAAGGCAGUCUGGAUGCACUGGAGGACAUGAUGCUGGACAGCCAGCCCCCACUGCCCCCGAAAGGAGAUGCAAACAAGUACAGCGAGCUGAAGAGCCAGCUGACCUCCAGCGAAGAGAGCAGCCUGUCUACGAAGCCUCUGAACCAGUCUACACCAGCCAUGUACAAAUACCGGCCCGGCUUCAACGCAAACCUCAAGGUCCACUACCACCCCACUGAGGACAAGAUUGUCAUGCAGGAGGGACAUGCUGCUGCUGCUGCUAUGAUGGAAGACAAUGGGCGAGGUCAUGACUACAGAUCAGAGCCAAACCUGGACGUCCCGGAAUACAGGAAUGCCUCCAUCCACAGGGACUUCCAGUCCUCCCCCCUGCAGCUGGACGACUCCUCCAUCAACUCCCGCUCGCUCAGCCUGAAGCACACGCCCCGGCGGGGCAGGGACAAGACCACCCUGCAGCCCAUGAAAUCGGAGGGGACCUCCACCCCCUACAGGAGCGGCUUCGCUCCCAACUCUCUGUCCAACAGGAACGGCAGCCUCUCCUACGACAGCCUGCUGAACCCCAGCAUGUCCCCCUCAGCCGGGGAGUGCCUGGCCCACCCUGGGGGCGCCGCGGUAGGGUACCACUCUCCCUACGUGUCUGCCAAAGUGAGCCACAUGCGGGGGACUGAACUGCAGGGGCAGCUCCCACCUACUUACAGCCCUGUCCUGAACAGCAUCAGCAGACACUCUCCGCACCCCCGGGACCCCUCACCAGUGCGCUACGACAACCUCUCCAAAACCAUCAUGGCAUCCAUCCAAGAGCGCAAAGAGCUGGAGGAGAGGGAGAAGCUGCUGCACCUACACGGGCACGCUGGCAUCACGGACUCCGGCGCCUAUGAGCCGCCUGGCUCCUACAGCUUCCAGCUGGGGCCAGUCUUCCCGGAUGAGCCCCGAGUCCCGUGCACUGGGGCUUACGGCUCUCGGGACAACCUGCUGGGCGGCUCUUCGGUGUUCAGCUCCCGGAACCCUCUCAUGCGCUCCUCCGCCACCUCCCUGAGCAGUGCCGCCCUCUCCAGGGUCCCCAGGACUUCCACCACCUCCCUGCAUGCCGACCUGGCAAACAACAACGUACAGGGCAGGGUCAGCGACGCGCCCUACCGGUCCCCGGGCCACCAGGUGCAGCCCUCGCCCACGGCACUGCGCAGGUCCCCCUCCUACAGCAUGCACAAGCCAUUCUCCUUUAUCAACGCCUUGGAAGCAACAGACUCUCCGCCUCUAGGAGGGCCAAGGGAGGAUGUCCAGUUGAGAUCGUCCCACAGUAAAAUAAAUGGCCAGCCGAAGGGCCUGUCCAGGGCUGACUGUCGCCUGGGUUCCACCUCGAGUUCCCAGGGUAUCCCGGCCAGCCCCGGCCGGCACACGAACGUUAAAAAGGUGUCGGGAGUGGGCGGGACCACCUACGAGAUCUCGGUGUGAGGUGCCGCGGUGCCACGCUGUGAAGAGAAGCGCUGCAGCUCUACAGCUCGGAGGACGGGGGGGGGAUCUCUCCGCAGCCUUACUCCCUUGGGAAUAACCAUACAGCCAAUCGGACGAUUCCUCUUUGACCUCACAGCUGUCCCAGUGACCCUGACUGCGUACCGUUGAGACUACAGUUUUUAUUACAAAAAAGGAAAUAUAUAUGUAUGUAUGUGUCUAGAUAUUGCCAUUGUGCAUUUUGUUUGUUCAGUCCCAUGUAUAAAUUACUGAGGAAGGGGCAGUCAAUCGGCCCACAUGAUUUCUGUUGGCAGUUUUAAAGGUGGAUGUUUUCUUUUAGACCUGUGCUUUAUGUUCAUAAGCAGUUGUGAAGUUUCACACACUCGGCUCCCACUGAGCACAAGGACGGACCAUCGGCAAACAGUGGAAACACCUGUUGUCUAUUGGGCUCUCCCUCAGCAUCUAGCUGUUAGUGGAUCACACUGGAAAGACAUCAGUGUAGUGAACUCGUUACCAAAGGCUGCAGCUAAUUGUCAGACCUUAAUGUCCUAUAAUCAUGCUAGUCAUGACCAUGCAUCGUUUUUCUUUUAUUCUUUGGUCGUGGUUUGUGAGAAGGUUGAGUACUUCUCCUUUCCCUGUUUUUAUUUUUUAAUUAUUAUCAUGUAUUGAAUUGGUUUGCUGUGGAGCUCGGUGGAUAGUAGAGGAACUCUUCUUUUAUUAGGUAGCACAGAUCUGUUUAUCCAAAGCAGCAGGUUUCUCACAAGCUGAAUGAAGAUUCCGUCAGAGUGCAGCAGUGUGAUGUAUUAGUUGUUGUUUUACCUCCACCUCUGAUCAUCAUCUAGCUAUACGGGAUGAACGAUGAUGGUGUUAAAGUAAGCACCUGGAAACUCAUGUAUGUUAUUGACGAUCAUAGUAACAUCUUAUUUCAUUUUUUUAAUUUUUUUUUUU
Polyodon spathula (Mississippi paddlefish) is the source of this 3477-nucleotide messenger RNA. RefSeq names its product palmitoyltransferase ZDHHC8B-like. NCBI's taxonomy places the organism in Eukaryota, Metazoa, Chordata, Actinopteri, Acipenseriformes, Polyodontidae. The transcript has 11 exons. The coding region runs from base 196 to 2532 and encodes 778 amino acids. The record is from RefSeq and is a predicted model, not a curated record. Gene Ontology annotation, molecular function: palmitoyltransferase activity. Gene Ontology annotation, biological process: protein palmitoylation.